Ochlerotatus camptorhynchus is the source of this 1554-nucleotide messenger RNA. RefSeq lists its product as uncharacterized. The transcript is spliced from 2 exons. The record is from RefSeq and is a predicted model, not a curated record. Lineage: Eukaryota; Metazoa; Arthropoda; Insecta; Diptera; Culicidae. The coding region runs from base 243 to 1370 and encodes 375 amino acids.
AAUCCGAGACAAGUGCUAAAGGUGUGAAAUCUGAUCAUCAGUGAUCAGUUGUCAGUGGAGAAGAAUACCGGUGUUAACUGUUCUCGCAAGGCUGCUGCGUGCGGUUCACGUUGGAGGAAAAACAAACAGACAAGUGAAAACAACUGGUUGGGUUGUGUAAUCAAUCGUCCUUGGACGGACUGAAAGUGUCUCACGGAAAGUGAAAUUUAGAUUUGCUGGAGUUGAAUAAACAAAUAGAAGCAAUGAGCAUUGCCGCAUUCCUCAUAGUUGCACUGGUUGCAACUACCCAGGCUGAGCAGUUCAACGGAUACCAUUACCCGAAGCCUAGUUGCGAAUUCGGACCACCGCAAACCUUGUACCUUACCCGCACCCAAACUGACUACCAAACUCGCUACGAAACCGUCCAGGGCUCAAUCCAAUACGAUGAGCAAACCAUAACAGAAUACUCCUCGAUCUACAUCACCUCGGCGUACACGCAAACCGUUCCGGUCUAUGAAACCGUGACGAGAACUAAUACUUUCACUGUCACAGCUCCACCCCAACCUCCCCAAGUUCAGUAUAGUACCGUCACACUUCCACCGGUCGUCUCCACUUACACAUCAACCUACAUUCAAGCAACUCCCGUCUACCAGACCAUUCGAGAGUUCAGCACCGUUACCCUUCCUCCUCAAAUUCUACCGGCACAAACCUUCUACGAUACCGUAUCGCUUCCACCGGUUACUAGAACCUCAACAAUUGUCAGCACCGCUACCGUCCCGGUUGUUCAAACUGUGCGCGUUGUUGACACUGUCACUCUUCCUCCGGUUACCUUACCCCCACAGGUAGUUUACUCCACAGUGCAACUACCACCCCAAAUCCGCACUUCAACACAAUAUAUCACCACGACCCAACCCAUCGUUCAGACCGUCCGUGACACAGUCACCCUUCCUGCGGUCACUCUUCCUGGACAAACUUACUACAACACCGUCACCCUGCCGCCAGCAACCAUCGUCUCCACCGUCGUCAACAACGUUCCAACGCCAGUCUACCGAACCGUCACCAACACCCAAACCAUUACACUGCCUCCACCUCCACAACAAUACCAAACUAUCUACUCCACCGUAACCUUGCCCGGUCGAGAUCAAAUCAUAACCAAUUACGCCACGACAACCCUCCGCGACGUCCAAUACAUCACUCGUACGGUAACCAACACUAUUCCUGGAGUGCAGUACGAUGCCCAAACCAUCUACUCAACUGUAACUCUUCCGGCGGUUACCAAAACAUUCUGUGGACCCACAAACACCUAUCUCCCUGCAGCGGAGGAUAACGCCAUCGGUAGGAGUUACAGCGGAUUUGGAGGCUUCAAUAGACAGUACAAUCGUUUCUACUAAAUCCAUUUUCACGAUCUGUAAGCUGUAAAUAAUAUAUCCAUAAUUGUUACGACUUAAUAAGCUGCCAGUAUAUCAAUAAGGUCUUUUCGAAAUAAAAUAUGACACGUGAAACACGUUUGGUGAUAAAAAACAAAUUUCAUACCAUGUAGGGCUGAAUGCAAUCUAAUAAACGAAAUGAACGAAG